Messenger RNA from Cutaneotrichosporon oleaginosum, 1750 nucleotides. RefSeq lists its product as uncharacterized. Gene Ontology annotation, cellular component: endoplasmic reticulum. The record is from RefSeq and is a predicted model, not a curated record. Gene Ontology annotation, molecular function: ubiquitin binding. NCBI's taxonomy places the organism in Eukaryota, Fungi, Basidiomycota, Tremellomycetes, Trichosporonales, Trichosporonaceae.
AUGUCUCGCUCACCAGCGCAGACAGACGCCCUUCAACAGCUAUGGGCUAUCACUGCAUCAGAGACAGAUGCUGCACGCGCACGCGAUGAGCGCAUCCUCCGUGAACACAAUUGGGACAUCCAGCGCGCAAUAGACCAGAUCUUUGGUGGCGGCGGCGGUACCGGUAGCACUGCGCCGACCGAUGCUGGCCCAUCGCGAAAGGAAGCUACUGAAGGCCUCGAAGAUGACCUCGCCCCCAUACCUCCACGGCCUGGGUCGCGCCGCAUCUCGGGACGGCGGCCUCGACCAGGCCAGGCAGGCCUCGGACUAUGGGACACUUUUGCAUGGCCGUUCUCCUUUAUUGCCUCCAUCCUUACCGGCGCGUGGUACUUCUUCAUCCGUACAUUUGUCCCUCUCUCGUUGCUACCUCAUCUCCCGCGCUUUCUCCUUCCCCCUCCUAGUCGAGCGCCACCAUCUGGGCCCAGAGACCCCGCCACAAACGCUCUCCGCUUCGUGCGCGAGCUCGAGGCGCUUACUGGCGCGUCGCCCGCAACUGCCUCCCUGCCAGACUUCUACAUCGGUUCUUAUCGCGAUUUCCUCUCCAACGUGCGCCGCGAGGGCCGUGUCGGUCUCAUAAUCCUCGUGAGCAGCGAGCAUGACGACGACUCCGAAUUUAAGCGCGACGUCCUCGCCGACCCAGACCUCACUAAGGCGCUCAAGGAGCAUGACAUCGCCGUCUGGGCUGCCGACAUCUCCACUCGCGAGGGAUUCAUGGUUUCCGAGACCCUCCAAGUGACUACUUAUCCGUCGCUUACAUUUGUUUCGCUUCUCCCGACCUCCUCGGCAACAGGCGGUGGCGGCACGCCGCGCCUGACGAUCCUCACGACACUGCAGGGCCCGCCCUCCACAACCACAUCCACCUCUGCAAUCCUCCAGACACUGACGACCGCAGUGCUGCCCCGUACCACAACCUUCCUCGCACGCCUGCGCCGUGAGCGCCUUGCGCUCGAGGAAACGCGUCACCUGCGGGAGGAACAGGACCGCGCUCUCCGUGAGGCGGAGCGCAAGGACCGCGAAAGACUACACGCCGCGCGUGCUCAGGCCGAGCUCGAGCGCGUGCAGCGCGAGCGCGCCGAGCGCGAGAAGGAGCUUAAGGAGAAGGCGGUUGCCGAUCGGAGAGAGUGGCGCCGCUACGCGCGCAAACACCUGCUUCCUCCCAAUGCUGGGCCGACGCGGGUGGCGCUGCGCACGCCACUCAACUCCGACCGCAACGUGCGGCAGUUCACGCCGGGCCCAUCUACGCUUCCGCUCUUUAUUUACGCCGAGACGCUGCUUAUCCCGCCCGAGGAUGAUCCCGCAAGGGACCCAGACUCCCCGCCCGAGGGAUACGAGCACGCUUGGGGCUUCCGACUCGUGACGUCGUUCCCGCGCCGCGAGAUCGAGCUCGUCGAGACUGGCGGCGAGCCGAUAUGGGAGCAGAUCAAGAGUGCUGGCGGCGCGCUCUUCGCGGAGAAGUUUGAGGGGAGCGGAUGGUGCGAGAGUGAGCGCGCGAGCCUGGCCGGCGAGAGCAGCGACGAGGAGAUACUCUCCGACUCGGACUAGAGGAGCUCGCGCAGAGCCAAUGCAUAUGACAUAGAAGAUGCAUCUAUAGGGUUACUCCGAGUCGCUCUCGUCGAGCUUGACGCGGCCCUCGUCCUCGCUGCCCCAGCGCGCACGGUCCCGCUCCUCGCGCGUGUACUUGGACAUGUCGACGGCCUCGCCAUCCUCGUAC